AUGUCCAAUCAAUAUGCCAUUUUGGCAACAUACACAUCUGCAGUGUUCAGAAUAAAUCUGUUCAUUAUAUAUGUAUGUAUCUAUCUAUCACAGUCUGUUCAUUAUCUAUCUAUCUAUCUAUCAAUCACAGUCUUUGCAUUAUCUUUCUCAGUCUGUUCAUUAUAUAUGUAUGUAUCUGUCUAUCUAUCACAGUCUGUUAAUUAUCUAUCUAUCUAUCUAUCUAUCACAGUUUGUUCAUUAUCUAUCUAUCUAUCUAUCUAUCACAGUUUGUUCAUUAUCUAUCUAUCUAUCUAUCUAUCACAGUUUGUUCAUUAUCUAUCUAUCUAUCUAUCUAUCACAGUUUGUUCAUUAUCUAUCUAUCUAUCUAUCUAUCUAUCUAUCUAUCAAUCACAGUCUGUUCAUUAUCUAUCAAUCUAUCACAGUCUGUUCAUCUAUCUAUCUAUCUAUCAAUCACAGUCUGUUCACUAUCUAUCUAUCAAUCACAGUCUGUUCACUAUCUAUCAAUCACAGUCUGUUCAUUAUCUAUCUAUCAAUCACAGUCUGUUCAUUAUCUAUCUAUCUAUCUAUCAAUCACAGUCUCUUCAUUAUCUAUCUAUCUAUCUAUCUAUCAAUCACAGUCUGUUCAUUAUCUAUCUAUCUAUCAAUCACAGUCUGUUCAUUAUCUAUCUAUCUAUCAAUCACAGUCUCUUCAUUAUCUAUCUAUCUAUCAAUCACAGUCUCUUCAUUAUCUAUCUAUCUAUCAAUCACAGUCUCUUCAUUAUCUAUCUAUCUAUCUAUCAAUCACAGUCAGUUCAUUAUUUAUCUAUCUAUCAAUCACAGUCUGUUCAUUAUCUAUCAAUCUAUCACAGUCUGUUCAUUAUCUAUCUAUCUAUCUAUCAAUCACAGUCUGUUCACUAUCUAUCUAUCAAUCACAGUCUGUUCACUAUCUAUCAAUCACAGUCAGUUCAUUAUCUAUCUAUCUAUCUAUCAAUCACAGUCUCUUCAUUAUCUAUCUAUCUAUCAAUCACAGUCUGUUCAUUAUCUAUCUAUCUAUCAAUCACAGUCUGUUCAUUAUCUAUCUAUCUAUCAAUCACAGUCUCUUCAUUAUCUAUAUCUAUCAAUCACAGUCUGUUCAUUAUUUAUCUAUCAAUCACAGUCUGUUCAUUAUCUAUCUAUCUAUCAAUCACAGUCUCUUCAUUAUCUAUCUAUCUAUCAAUCACAGUCUCUUCAUUAUCUAUCUAUCUAUCUAUCAAUCACAGUCUGUUCAUUAUUUAUCUAUCUAUCACAGUCUGUUCAUUAUCUAUCUAUCUAUCAAUCACAUUCUGUUCACUAUCUAUCAAUCACAGUCUGUUCACUAUCUAUCUAUCUAUCAAUCACAGUCUGUUCACUAUCUAUCUAUCUAUCAAUCACAGUCUGUUCAUUAUCUAUCUAUCAAUCACAGUCUGUUCAUUAUCUAUCCAUCUAUCUAUCAAUCACAGUCUGUUCAUUAUCUAUCAAUCUAUCACAGUCUGUUCAUUAUCUAUCUAUCUAUCAAUCACAGUCUGUUCAUUAUCUGUCUAUCUAUCUAUCAAUCACAGUCUGUUCAUUAUCUAUCUAUCUAACUAUCUAUCAAUCACAGUCUGUUCAUUAUCUAUCUAUCAAUCACAGUCUGUUCAUUAUUUAUCAAUCUAUCACAGUCUGUUCAUUAUCUAUCUAUCAAUCACAGUCUGUUCACUAUCUAUCUAUCACUCACAGUCUGUUCACUAUCUAUCUAUCAAUCACAGUCUGUUCACUAUCUAUCUAUCAAUCACAGUCUGUUCAUUAUCUAUCUAUCAAUCACAGUCUGUUCAUUAUCUAUCUAUCUAUCUAUCUAUCAAUCACAGUCUGUUCAUUAUCUAUCUAUCUAUCUAUCUAUCACUCACAGUCUGUUCACUAUCUAUCUAUCAAUCACAGUCUGUUCACUAUCUAUCUAUCAAUCACAGUCUGUUCAUUAUCUAUCUAUCAAUCACAGUCUGUUCAUUAUCUAUCUAUCUAUCUAUCUAUCAAUCACAGUCUGUUCAUUAUCUAUCUAUCUAUCAAUCACAGUCUGUUCGUUAUCUAUCUAUCUAUCAAUCACAGUCUUUGCAUUAUCUUUCUCAGUCUGUUCAUUAUAUAUGUAUGUAUCUGUCUAUCUAUCACAGUCUGUUCAUUAUCUAUCUAUCAAUCACAGUCUGUUCACUAUCUAUCUAUCUAUCAAUCACAGUCUGUUCAUUAUCUAUCUAUCUAUCAAUCACAGUCUCUUCAUUAUCUAUCUAUCUAUCUAUCAAUCACAGUCUGUUCAUUAUCUAUCUAUCUAUCAAUCACAUUCUGUUCACUAUCUAUCAAUCACAGUCUGUUCACUAUCUAUCUAUCUAUCAAUCACAGUCUGUUCACUAUCUAUCUAUCUAUCAAUCACAGUCUGUUCAUUAUCUAUCUAUCAAUCACAGUCUGUUCAUUAUCUAUCCAUCUAUCUAUCAAUCACAGUCUAUUCAUUAUCUAUCAAUCUAUCACAGUCUGUUCAUUAUCUAUCUAUCUAUCAAUCACAGUCUGUUCAUUAUCUGUCUAUCUAUCUAUCAAUCACAGUCUGUUCAUUAUCUAUCUAUCAAUCACAGUCUGUUCAUUAUUUAUCAAUCUAUCACAGUCUGUUCAUUAUCUAUCUAUCUAUCUAUCAAUCACAGUCUGUUCACUAUCUAUCUAUCACUCACAGUCUGUUCACUAUCUAUCUAUCAAUCACAGUCUGUUCACUAUCUAUCUAUCAAUCACAGUCUGUUCAUUAUCUAUCUAUCAAUCACAGUCUGUUCAUUAUCUAUCUAUCUAUCUAUCUAUCAAUCACAGUCUGUUCAUUAUCUAUCUAUCUAUCAAUCACAGUCUGUCUUAUUUAUCUAUCUAUCUAUCAAUCACAGUCUGUUCACAUUAUCUAUCUAUCUAAAUCACAGUUAUUAUGUAUUAUCUAUCUAUCAAUCACAGUCUGUUCAUUAUCUAUCUAUCUAUCUAUCUAUCAAUCACAGUCUGUUCAUUCAUUAUCUAUCUAUCUAUCAAUCACAGUCUGUUCAUUAUCUAUCUAUCUAUCAAUCACAGUCUUUGUUUAUUUUUUUCUCAUCUGUUCAUUAUAUAGUCUGUAUCUGUUAUCUAUCAAGUCUGUUCAUUAUCUAUCUAUUCACAUCUAUUUCACUAUCUAUCUAUCUAUCAAUCACAGUCUCAUUAUUUAUCUAUCUAUCAAUCAAGUCUCUUCAUUAUCUAUUCAUCUAUCUAUCAAUCACAGUCUGUUCAUUAUUUAUCUAUCUAUCAAUCACAGUCUGUUCAUUAUCUAUCAAUCUAUCACAGUCUGUUCAUUAUUUAUCUAUCUAUCAAUCACAGUCUGUUCACUAUCUAUCAAUCACAGUCUGUUCAUUAUCUAUCUAUCUAUCUAUCUAUCAAUCACAGUCUGUUCAUUAUCUAUCUAUCUAUCAAUCACAGUCUGUUCAUUAUCUAUCUAUCUAUCAAUCACAGUCUGUUCAUUAUCUAUCUAUCUAUCAAUCACAGUCUCUUCAUUAUCUAUCUAUCUAUCAAUCACAGUCUCUUCAUUAUCUAUCUAUCUAUCAAUCACAGUCUCUUCAUUAUCUAUCUAUCUAUCUAUCUAUCAAUCACAGUCUGUUCAUUAUUUAUCUAUCUAUCACAGUCUGUUCAUUAUCUAUCUAUCUAUCAAUCACAGUCUGUUCACUAUCUAUCAAUCACAGUCUGUUCACCAUCUAUCUAUCUAUCAAUCACAGUCUGUUCACUAUCUAUCUAUCUAUCAAUCACAGUCUGUUCAUUAUCUAUCUAUCUAUCUAUCAACCACUGUCUGUUCAUUAUCUAUCUAUCUAUCAAUCACAGUCUGUUCAUUAUCUAUCUAUCUAUCUAUCAAUCACAGUCUGUUCAUUAUCUAUCUAUCAAUCACAGUCUGUUCAUUAUCUAUCCAUCUAUCUAUCAAUCACAGUCUGUUCAUUAUCUAUCAAUCUAUCACAGUCUGUUCAUUAUCUAUCUAUCUAUCAAUCACAGUCUGUCCAUUAUCUGUCUAUCUAUCUAUCAAUCACAGUCUGUUCAUUAUCUAUCUAUCUAACUAUCUAUCAAUCACAGUCUGUUCAUUAUCUAUCUAUCAAUCACAGUCUGUUCAUUAUUUAUCAAUCUAUCACAGUCUGUUCAUUAUCUAUCUAUCUAUCUAUCUAUCUAUCAAUCACAGUCUGUUCACUAUCUAUCUAUCACAGUCUGUUCACUAUCUAUCUAUCAAUCACAGUCUGUUCAUUAUCUAUCUAUCUAUCUAUCUAUCAAUCACAGUCUGUUCAUUAUCUAUCUAUCUAUCUAUCUAUCAAUCACAGUCUGUUCAUUAUCUAUCUAUCUAUCUAUCAAUCACAGUCUGUUCAUUAUCUAUCUAUCUAUCUAUCUAUCAAUCACAGUCUGUUCAUUAUCUAUCUAUCUAUCUAUCUAUCUAUCAAUCACAGUCUGUUCAUUAUCUAUCUAUCUAUCUAUCUAUCAAUCACAGUCUGUUCAUUAUCUAUCUAUCUAUCAAUCACAGUCUGUUCGUUAUCUAUCUAUCUAUCAAUCACAGUCUUUGCAUUAUCUUUCUCAGUCUGUUCAUUAUAUAUGUAUGUAUCUGUCUAUCUAUCACAGUCUGUUCAUUAUCUAUCUAUCUAUCACAGUCUGUUCAUUAUCUAUCUAUCUAUCAAUCACAGUCUGUUCACUAUCUAUCUAUCUAUCAAUCACAGUCUGUUCAUUAUCUAUCUAUCUAUCUAUCUAUCUAUCAAUCACAGUCUGUUCAUUAUCUAUCUAUCUAUCUAUUUAUCUAUCAAUCACAGUCUGUUCAUUAUCUAUUUAUCUAUGUAUCAAUCACAGUCUGUUCACUAUCUCUCACUCACAGUCUGUUCACUAUCUAUCAAUCACAGUCUGUUCACUAUCUAUCAAUCACAGUCUGUUCAUUAUCUAUCUAUCUAUCUAUCAAUCACAGUCUCUUCAUUAUCUAUCUAUCUAUCUAUCAAUCACAGUCUGUUCAUUAUCUAUCUAUCUAUCAAUCACAGUCUGUUCAUUAUCUAUCUAUCAAUCACAGUCUGUUCAUUAUCUAUCUAUCUAUCUAUCUAUCUAUCAAUCAAUCACAGUCUGUUCAUUAUCUAUCUAUCUAUCUAUCUAUCUAUCAAUCAAUCACAGUCUGUUCAUUAUCUAUCUAUCUAUCAAUCACAGUCUGUUCAUUAUCUAUCUAUCUAUCAAUCACAGUCUGUUCAUUAUCUAUCUAUCAAUCACAGUCUGUUCAUUAUCUAUCUAUCUAUCUAUCUAUCUAUCAAUCACAGUCUUUUCAUUAUCUAUCUAUCUAUCUAUCUAUCUAUCAAUCACAGUCUUUUCAUUAUCUAUCUAUCUAUCUAUCAAUCACAGUCUGUUCAUUAUCUAUCUAUCUAUCUAUCAAUCACAGUCUGUUCAUUAUCUAUCUAUCUAUCAAUCACAGUCUGUUCAUUAUCUAUCUAUCUAUCACAGUCUGUUCAUUAUCUAUCUAUCUAUCUAUCACAGUCUGUUCAUUAUCUAUCUAUCUAUCUAUCUAUCACAGUCUGUUCAUUAUCUAUCUAUUUAUCUAUCUAUCUAUCAAUCACAGUCUGUUCAUUAUCUAUCUAUCUAUCUAUCAAUCACAGUCUGUUCAUUAUCUAUCUAUCUAUCUAUCAAUCAGAGUAUGUUCAUUAUCUAUCUAUCUAUCUAUCAAUCACAGUCUGUUCGUUAUCUAUGUAUCUAUCAAUCACAGUCUUUGCAUUAUCUUUCUCAGUCUGUUCAUUAUAUAUGUAUGUAUCUGUCUAUCUAUCACAGUCUGUUCAUUAUCUAUCUAUCUAUCAAUCACAGUCUGUUCACUAUCUAUCUAUCUAUCAAUCACAGUCUGUUCAUUAUCUAUCUAUCUAUCUAUCUAUCAAUCACAGUCUGUUCAUUAUCUAUCUAUCUAUCAAUCACAGUCUGUUCAUUAUCUAUCUAUCUAUCUUUCUCAGUCUGUUCAUUAUCUAUCUAUCUAUCAAUCACAGUCUGUUCAUUAUCUAUCUAUCUAUCUUUCUCAGUCUGUUCAUUAUCUAUCUAUCUAUCUCAGUCUGUUCAUUAUCUAUCUAUCUAUCUAUCAGUCUGUACUUUUUCUUUCUGCAGUGUUAG
This is a messenger RNA of Acanthosepion pharaonis, 6102 nucleotides long. The record is from the annotation of a GenBank genome assembly. Lineage: Eukaryota; Metazoa; Mollusca; Cephalopoda; Sepiida; Sepiidae.